AACGUGUCUUAUUUUAUCUAUAUAUGAAUAUAGGUGAAUCAUCAGCACACACGGUGUGAACUCCAGGGCGUGAGCAACACCACAUUCACUCUUUCUCUCUUAUCGAAAUCAUUAUCAGAAGUGAAGAAGUCUCGCUGUGGUGAAGAAAACUUCAUUUCAAUUUAAAAUUUAUAAUUUUUUGUUUUUUCAUUUAUUUCUUCGUGUAUGAUAUAUUUUGGAUGCUGUGUUCAGUGAUAAAUUUUCAAAAAUUUGCAAAUUUUCCUUCAAAAUGUGGAAUUUGAUUUUAGUGACUUUAUUUUGUGGAACUUUGAUAUCAGCGCGUACAGAUUAUAGAGUAUGUCAACCAACGUCUGUCAAUAAAAAUUUGUGCGAAAAUUUAAAGCAAGGAAACAGUGAAGUAAAAUGUGUAAGUGUAUUGGAUGGCGUUGAUUGUGUACACAAAUUAAUUAAUAAUGAAGUUGAUUUUGGUGUUUUAACUGGCGAUGUACUUUAUUUGGCUGAUAAAUUUUAUUCAAAUGGAAUACGUUCUCUCUUUGAAUUACGACAUCAUGAAAAACAAUAUGAUUUCUAUCAAACUCAAAUGGUUGCUUUGGUAUCAAUAUCACAUGAAAUUACUAAUGAUAAUUUCAAUUCUCUGAAAGGUGGUAAUUUGUGUCAUCCAGGAUUUUCGGAAACUCAAUUAUUGAAUGAUAAUAUUUUAAAACAAUUUGAGAGAACAAUUUAUGGAGAUAAAUGUAGGCAGGAUUAUACUGAUUCUGAAAAUGAGCUUAUAAAUUUGAAAAAUUUCUUUGGACAAAGCUGUCGACCAGGACCUUGGGUCUCUAAUACAACAUUGGAUAAAAUUUUAAAAAAUCGUUAUCCAGAAUUGUGUUCCCUUUGUGACAAUCCUUUAGCAUGUUCAUAUAAAGAUAAAUAUGAUCAUGGACAUAUUGGUGCUCUAAAUUGUUUGAAGAAUAAUAAAGGAAAGGUCGCCUACGUGGCACUCAAUCACGUUCAAGAUUAUAUUGGUAAUUUUCCAUCGCAGGUAAAUAUGUUCCAAAUGUUAUGUCCCAAUGGAACUAUUACUUCUUUUAAUGACCACAAUCCAUGUGUUUGGAGUAAACGAUCUUGGGAUUUAAUCGUAUCAAGAGAAGACGUCACAUUGGAUUUGCCAAAUAAAUUAGACGGUUGGUUAACAUCUAACUUUGGAGAUUGGACUGAUGCAUUAAGAAAAAUUGUAUUAGGCAAUGAAAAGCAAUAUAGGCAUAUAGCAUUGCCAUCGUACAAAAAAGUUGAUUUUGAUUUUGGUAAAAAUCCAGUGUGCGGCAGAGAAAUAAAAUGGUGCACGACAAGUGAAUUGGAGCAUAAAAAAUGCCAAUGGGUUGCCGCUGAAUCCGAUAUUCUUGGAAUUACUCCGAAAAUUGUUUGCGGUAGAGAAAUUUCAACAUUUGAAUGUCUGCGUAGUAUUAGUCAAAAGCAAACUGACAUCACGACAAUUGAUUCGAAUUAUGGAUAUGUCGCUAGAAAAUUAUUCAGCCUGUCAACUGUACUUUAUGCUGACAAUGAUAACGACAAGAGUAACGUUGUAUUUGCAAUGAUUAAAGACACAUCAUCAUCGAAAUUUCAAAGUCUUCAAGAUCUAAAGGGAAAGAAAGCAUGUUUUCCGGAGUAUGGUGGAAUUUCUUGGAUGACAUUCCUUAAUGUUAUACGCGUCAAUAAAGUACAUGAUGAUUUGAAAACUUGUGAUUUCAAAAAAAUUGCAAACGAUAUUUUUAGCGAAGCAUGUGUACCUGGAAUACGUGACAGUGAUCAUUCAACAUUACAAAAAACAACAAAAGCCAAUGUAACCGCAUUGUGUUCAUUGUGUCCGCAAAAUAAUUGUCGAGCAAACGAUGAUAAUCCAUUUUUCCGUGAUAAUGGCGCAUUUCGUUGUAUUGAACAUGGAGUUGCUGAUAUUGCAUUUGUUAAGCCAAAAAAUUUAAAUGAUUCUACUGCAUUUGUAAAUCAACAUGAAUAUCGUAUUUUGUGUAAAAAUGGAUCUCUUGCAAGUAAUACUGGAUUUGAUGUUGAUGAAAAUUGUGCUUGGUCUAUCACUAUUGACAGUGAGAUAGUGUCAAGAAAGGACAUUUCACAAAUUGAACAUUCAAAUAUGGCAUUAACUCUAUUGAAAUUAAAUGCAUGGUUGGGUUCAAAUGAACGAACUUCAUUUAACAUUUACAAGAGUUUCAAUGGGACGAAAGAUUUACUUUUUAAAGAUUCAACAGUUGGUUUAGAAUCUUCAGAAUCUGAAGUUCGUUCUGUGAUGGCUUAUCAAAAAUUGAUGAUCGAUGCAGAAAAAUGUUCUGGAUCAUCACCAUUAAGUGUCAUUAGUUUAUUAGUUUUAUUUGUGUCACUAAUUAUUAAUCGAGUUUUAUAAAAAAAAAAAAGAGAACAAA
Messenger RNA from Leptopilina boulardi, 2414 nucleotides. Its product is annotated as transferrin-like. Gene Ontology annotation, biological process: iron ion transport. The transcript has 9 exons. Gene Ontology annotation, cellular component: early endosome; plasma membrane; recycling endosome. The coding region runs from base 269 to 2395 and encodes 708 amino acids. The record is from RefSeq and is a predicted model, not a curated record. NCBI's taxonomy places the organism in Eukaryota, Metazoa, Arthropoda, Insecta, Hymenoptera, Figitidae.